Messenger RNA from Myotis brandtii (Brandt's bat), 912 nucleotides. It is a transcript of the gene SHISA4, whose product is annotated as shisa family member 4. Lineage: Eukaryota; Metazoa; Chordata; Mammalia; Chiroptera; Vespertilionidae. The record is from RefSeq and is a predicted model, not a curated record. The transcript is spliced from 5 exons. The coding region runs from base 29 to 619 and encodes 196 amino acids.
GCAGGACCCGCAGCUCCCUCUCCCCACCAUGCCUCUCACGGCCAUCGCCCUCCUGCUGCUGGGGGCCCCCCUGGCGCUGGCGAGCACCGAAUGCCUGGGGUACCUGGACGAGGCCGACUCAUGGCGCCUGGGCUUCAGCUGCGAGCCCCUCGCCUUCUGCUGCGGCACCUGCAGCCAGCGCUACUGCUGCGGGGACCCGGGCCUGCGCCUCUCCCAGUUCCAGCAGAAGCGCUGCCUGGUCUUCAGUCCCAAGUUCGUGGUGCGCCUGGUCACAGCCGUGACCCUCUUCAUGGCCAUGGUCACCACCUGCUGCUGCUGCUUCUGCCUCUGCCGCUACCUGAUCCGCCGGCGCCAGCGGCUGCUGGGCCCCUUCCCAGGUAGGGACGGAGCCGCCACCAGGAGCCCAGACAGGCGGGGCCCGCCCAGGGCAGCCGAGGGGCAGCUGGCGGAGCUCUGUGGACACCCCCGCGGCCAAUCAGACACGCACGGGUGUUUGUGGGGGUCUGGGCCGCCCAGUGCUCCUCCCCAGCCUCCUCUCUACCCGGCAGGGCCCCCUGUCUACAGCCCUGCAGCUCCUCCCCCUUAUCUGCCACGGCAGCCUGCCUAUCCGGGAACCUGAGGGACCGUGUCUUCUGCCCUCACAGGGGCCCCGCCCGUGUCUGCCUCUGGCCCUGGGGGUGGCAGGGGUCACCCACUCAACAGGCCCCCAACCAAGCCACCCCCUGGGCCGUGCAGGGAAGUGGACAGGAGCUGGGCGGGAACUUGGCCAUGAAUGAGGGCUGGUGGGGGCGGAGGGGCUUGGCAUUGCUGCACUGUUUUUAUUUCUAAUGGGGGCCAGGGGAGGGCCGCAGUGUGGGUCCCCGCCCUGGUCCCUCUGCUCCCAGGACCCUCCUGCUUGCCCUGGGGGCCGGG